CGGUUGAACGCAUGCGCGAGAGCGUCAUUUCCAACAUGGCGGCGGUGAAUUCAGUGAGUAGUGAUGAACGAUGGUAUUUCACUAAAGAACAGCUACAAAAUAGCCCCUCAAGACGAAUGGGCAUGGACGCUGAGAGGGAACUAAGCUACAGACAACAAGCUGCAACCCUUAUUCAAGAUAUGGGCCAGAGACUGUCUGUCUCCCAGCUGACAAUAAAUACGUCAAUAGUCUAUAUGCACCGGUUCUACAUGUGCCACCCAUUUCAGAAAUUCCACCGACAUGCUAUGGCACCAUGUUGUCUUUUCUUGUCUGCUAAAGUGGAAGAGCAACCACGCAAACUAGAACAUGUAAUCAGGGUGGCUCAUGCCUGCCUUCAUCGAGAUGGCCCUCCUUUAAAUCCUGAAAGUGAGGAGUACUUGCAACAAGCACAAGAUCUAAUUGAAAAUGAAAGUAUUUUACUGCAGACAUUAGGUAUUGCUAUACAUUGGUUAACAAAAUGGUUCCUUUACAUUUCCAAGCUGUGCUGUUAUAAUAUAAGUUUUUUUACUCAAGGUUUUGAGGUCACUGUUCAUCACCCACAUACAUAUGUGGUGAAAGGAAUACAGCUAGUUAGAGCAAGCAAGGAUCUUGGUCAAGCAUCAUACUUUAUGGCGACAAACAGUCUGCACUUAACUACUCUGUGUCUGCAGUUCAAACCUCCAGUGGUAGCCUGUGCUUGCAUUCACCUUGCAUGCAAAUGGUGUAAUUAUGAGAUUCCUCAGUCAAGUGAUCAUAAGUAUUGGUGGCAGUACAUUAACCCAACAGUGACCAAAAAACUUUUAGAUGAAAUAGCCCAGGAAUUUGUAAACAUCAUGGAGAAAUGCCCAAGUAGGCUAAAGAAGAAGAUCAAUUCCAUUGCAGUUUAUAAGGGAGGGAAUAUACCAAAAUCAUUGCGUCAUGAGCCAACAGUCAGCAACCCAGGAGGAGUGGCGAAUCUCAACUCAGAUGGAGAGCAUAAUGGAAUGAAUUUGAUGAGUGACAUUGCACGCAAAUGUAAAGAUAUUGGACAAAGAGAAAAACCUAGGGAAAGCACAAAGCCUGAGGAGAAACCUUCAGGUGGAAACCACACAUCUCAGGAAAAAGGGAAAAUAAGUUCAUUGACUUCAGAGGGUGCUAGAGUUACAACUUCAACAGCUGUUGUUACCCUUCCUGUUCUUCCCCCCUUAAUAACCAAAUAUGCUGCAGUUAGUACAGCAGGUCAUUCAUUAACAACUGGAGAUUCCAAGGUAUUCACCUCUAGGAGUCACGCUAGCUCAACUGUAGCACAAUCAUCAUCGACAGUAAUGACAGCCUCAUCAUUAUCAGGGAUAGGCUCAAAGCACAAACAACAUCGACCUCAUGAGGAAGGCUCCUCAAAGAAACAUAAGUCUCAUCAUUCCUCUAGGCAGCAUGGGCACAGCAAGAGUGGGCGUACAAGCUCCUAUUCCUCUGAUUCUUCGCCAGGAAGUGGCAGAGAGAAAUCAAGCCACUCUCGCUCAGUGCACAAGAGCCACUCCUCUAAGCACUCUCAUCCAUCAUCACACUCUACGAAUAGGAGUCAUCAUCAUCAUCACCAUCAUUCUUCUUCUCACCAUAAGUCCUCUUCAUCAUCAAGCCUCAAGCCACUUAUUCCACCAUCACCAACCUUAGGGCUAAGAGAUAAGCACUUAGCCAGUUCAUCCAGUAAAGGGCAUCCACCGAUACCAUCAGCUAGCCAGAAUGCCACACCCCCACCCCCACCUCCACCUCCAUCAAACACCCCUGGAAUGUUUGCCAGCUCUGGUUUUCAACCUCCUCCUCCUCCACCAACUGAUUUUGCUCCGCCACCCCCUCCACCAGAACCAACAUCAGAACUGCCUCCCCCACCACCACCACCCUUCUAAGGCUGAUCGGCUAGUAAAAGCCACCAUUGGAUAUUUGGUUAAGAAUUUUAUAACAUUGCAGCAGAACAUUGGCCUAAUUUUGUACGAGUAUAUUUAACUUGCUAGGCAAGUGGCUGCUGUCCUGGUAAGUAGGUAGUAAUAGGCCAGAAAGGUGAUGUGAUGGUAAAUAUGACAAGCGGAGAGAUGCAAAUUGUUUAUGAGUGUUACAAUGUUGAGAUGAAUAUUAUACUAUAAUGGUCAAUGGAACCUUCAGAUAAAACCAUUUCAAUAUAUUUUUAGUACAGUGGAACCUGGAGCUUUAUGCCUUAACAAGGGAGGAAUAUGCAUUGUAAAAUUGAGGUAUCAUUGAUGUUACUUUUCAUGCAUGGUACUGUAAUUUUGACCGUACCGUAAUGUGGUACAGUGGUGCCUAUUUUGGGCUUCCUUGAAACAGUAAAACUGCUUAAAAAGCCUU
Nematostella vectensis (starlet sea anemone) is the source of this 2355-nucleotide messenger RNA. Its product is annotated as cyclin-T1. Bases 12 to 1901 code for a protein of 629 amino acids. The transcript has 9 exons. NCBI's taxonomy places the organism in Eukaryota, Metazoa, Cnidaria, Anthozoa, Actiniaria, Edwardsiidae. Gene Ontology annotation, molecular function: cyclin-dependent protein serine/threonine kinase activator activity. Gene Ontology annotation, cellular component: nucleus; cyclin/CDK positive transcription elongation factor complex. Gene Ontology annotation, biological process: positive regulation of DNA-templated transcription, elongation; regulation of transcription by RNA polymerase II. The record is from RefSeq and is a predicted model, not a curated record.